Messenger RNA from Metarhizium brunneum ARSEF 3297, 1512 nucleotides. It is a transcript of the gene gsa1, whose product is annotated as Glutathione synthetase large chain. NCBI's taxonomy places the organism in Eukaryota, Fungi, Ascomycota, Sordariomycetes, Hypocreales, Clavicipitaceae. Gene Ontology annotation, biological process: glutathione biosynthetic process. Gene Ontology annotation, cellular component: cytosol. Gene Ontology annotation, molecular function: glutathione binding; ATP binding; glutathione synthase activity. The record is from RefSeq and is a predicted model, not a curated record.
AUGACCUCGGGCCAUGACGCUGAACCAUCCCGGCAGUAUCCGCCAGCAACAACUCCCGAAGAGCUCGACCACCUCGUCGAGGUCAUCAAGGACUGGGCGAUUGGCAAUGGCCUCGCGGUUCGGACUCCGCCAGCGGUAAUUUCUUCGGAAGCAGAUCCAACCAGGAUAACUGCUGUGCCCGCACCCGUGACACUGUUUCCGACGGCCUUUCCCCGCCAAGCCUUUCUGCAAGGUCAGAAGGCGCAGAACGCAUACAACGAGUUGGUCAUUGAUGGCGACGACUUUGUCCGUGAUCUGUGGGCGGUCCAUGAGACUGUCAAGUCAGAAGGAUACACCCAGCCGCUUUCAUUGGGUCUCUUCAGAUCUGAUUACAUGGUACACGAGCACAAAUCUAGCGAGUCGCCCACGGCGCAAGCAAAACAGGUAGAGUUCAACACCAUUGCUGCAUCAUUCGGCGGCCUGUCCGUACAUGCCUCCAGGCUGCACAACUUUCUGGCAAAAACCGAAUAUCCUCUCCUCGGCCAGCCCCUGGCCCAAGGGACCCUGGAUCUUCCCGCAAACAACACUAUCGAGGGUUUGGCAGGCGGGAUUGAGGCGGCUUAUCACGCGUAUGGCGAUUCCGAACUGGGACACGACAAAUGCGUCAUCUUUCUAGUCCAAGGUGGCGAGCGCAACGUCUUUGACCAGCGCCAUCUGGAGUAUCAAAUUUCCAAGUCGUCGCCCACCAUACCUGUCUUCCGGCUAGCCUUCACAGACAUCAUGAAGCACACUUCCAUUGCCAAAAGCCCCAAGCGCCAGCUUCUCUAUACGCUCCCCAGAAACGGGAACAGGGUCUUUGAGGUGGCCGUUGUGUAUAUGCGGGGCGGCUAUGGCCCUGACGACUAUCCGAAUCAGCAAACGUGGGAUGCUAGGUGUCAUCUUGAACGCUCGCAUGCCAUCAAGUGCCCCACGGUCCUAACACAGGUAGCCGGCAUCAAGAAAGUGCAGCAGGUUCUUGCAACCCCUCGACCGUCGUCUGAGCCGUCGAUCCUCAGUAAAUUCAUCAAGGAUGACACGCCAUCCGCCAUUGCCCUAUGGAACACAUUCACCAACAUUUACCCCAUGGACACGUCGGAUGUGGGCUUGGAGGCACGGAAGAAGGCUCUCGAUCCCGAACAGUGCGUCGAUUAUGUUUUGAAGCCGCAGAGGGAAGGGGGCGGAAACAACAUCUACGGAAGCGCGAUUCCUGGGUUCUUGAAGACGGUGCCAGAGGCUCACUGGAAUUCGUACAUUCUAAUGGAGCUUAUUAAAGCGCCGGCCGAAAACAACUUCAUCCUGCGCAAUGGAGCCAUUGAAAAAGGUCGAGUGAUUUCUGAGCUCGGGGUAUAUGGCACGUGUCUUUGGAACCAGGAGACGGGAGAAGUCAUUCGAAAUGAACAGGCGGGCUGGCUCCUCAGAACCAAGGGCGAAGAAAGCCAAGAGGGAGGCGUUGCUGCCGGAUACGGUUGCAUGGACAGCGUGUCGCUGACGUGA